UUUAAUAUUUAUGGUAGCGCACGCAUGGAGCACGUUGCAAUUGGCGGGAGUUGGCAUUAGUUCUUAGUUUGCGUGAAUUGCAAAAUAUGAAGCCCAUGUUCUGCGAACUCCAUGAUAAUCCAUUUGAAAACAAAGACAGACUGCUUACGGAUGUCCUGUAACUCCCCGUCAACUGCCAAUGGCCGUUCAAUGUUCCAUGUUUGAAUCUUUAAUUUACUGAAGAAAACUCCACAAUGAACAGUCACCUUCGGAUAAGACAAUUUCGUCGCUUAAACUUCAAGCAGUGAUAAACUUCAGCUGACUCCACAUUAUUACGGAUCUUUCACUUCUCAACUGCAAGGUGCUGAUUACUUAGAAUGUUGCUGAAUAACAAACACCUGCUGCAUCUUAAAAAUACUUCAGAAAAUGGCUCGCCAACUCUACAUUGCUCAAAACUGCAGUUAUUCUUGCGACACGAACGGCAAUAGAGGCAAUCCCCACGCUCGAAAUUACUCCGCUUAUCUGCUGGAAUUCUUCGCUGUUUAUUGGAAGUUUUUACUUCUACCAGACUUGUUGUGUUACAUGCUGGAAUAAAUCUCGCUUCCAACAGAUCAACUGUUUGCUUGUGCCAAAAUAUCUAUGGUAAUCCCCGCUCGCCCUCUGUUCGCCAUUUAGCCUGUGGCGGCCGACAACGGGUUCGCUUUCACCCUUCAAUCCGUAACUGUCCGAGUAUUUUAUAUAUUUCUGUUGUUAUUUGCAAUCCAACAUUUGCGACAUUCGUUUAUUUGCCAGACGACACAGCCUCAUGGACGAAAAUGAUUUCAACGACAACUCGAGAAGAGAACCUGCUGCAACUGAUGUGAAGAGGAAAGGAUUGGCUUUGCUCAUUUACGACUUGAAGCAUCGCGAGUUGAUUCCGGUGAAAGUUCUGACCUUUAUCCUUUUUGCAGGUAUAGGAUCGCUAUUCUCUUUCAUCACCAUCCACAUGAAAUCGUUGGGAAUGACCGUCGAAGAGACGGGCAUAAUCAACAGUGUUUCUUCAGUUGCAGCCGUUUUUGCGCCUUUCUUCCUUGGCUUGAUCGCCGAUAAAGUUGGAAAUUUCAAGGUGAUGAUGUGCGUACUGACCACGAUUGUGGUUGCUGUAUCACUUCUCUUCGUCGUCAUCCCAGUCGGAAGAAUCCCGCACAAGUUCCCGGAUAGCAUGACGUUGGCAGUUGGAUGUGGAAACGAAACGAGCGACUAUCGUUUACCAAUUCCUGAUGUGAUGGACCUCGACUCGACUACGUGCCACUUGAAAUCACCCAAAGGCAACCAAAGUGCAACUCAUUUCCCGGCCGUACUCGAAGAAUGCGGUUACGUCUGCUACAACCAAAAUCGAUCGCAGGAUCACUUCGAUUUAGACGCCAAUCCCAUGCCAACGCAAGAAAUGUUCGAUGUCGAGGAACUUCCCGCGACCCAUUUCCGUGAUUCUGUUUUCUUUUCCCAAAACUGGACUCUGGGUUUGGUUUGCUUCUUGGGCGAAGUAGAUACUUGCUCCUUCUCAAGUGAUUACUCCACAAAAGUAUCAUUGAAUUUCACCUUUGGUCUAGUUCCAUCUGCCAAAUCAACCAGCAUGUUCUCCUUACCAUUGAUCGCUGUGGAUAGCGAAGGCGAACAGCAGAUGAAAAAUGUCUACUGUACAUCCAACAAUAGAAAUCACAAGUUCCGGCAGAAUAUCCAUUACCAAGACAUCAAUCAAACGGACCACAGCAACAACACCGUCUACCAAAUUUGCAAGCCAGAAUGCUUUGUUCGUGUCAAUCGCUCCGAUUUGUGCUCUAAUAUGGCUGAAUACGAAAACAUCGAUCCUAAGCUCACGUUCGGACUAUACAUGGUUGUUCGCUUGUUGUUUGACACGUCUUGCGGAGUGCUGGAUCUCUUUGUUGCAGCAUCCGUAGCACUGGUUAACCAAGUAGGCGGCGAUUACGGUUUCCAGAGAAUGUUUGGAUUUAUUGGGGUCGCCAUUUUCUCUCCAAUUUCUGGAGCCUUGAUUGACUAUUUCAGCUCGGAUUCCAACAUUCAAGGGAAUAUACGGCCGGCUUUCUACCUAUUUGCUGGUUUAUUUACAAUUGCAGCCAUCGUCAUGUUGAAGAUCAAUCUUGAUUUUAAACUUCCAGCGAAAUCUCCAUUCAAAGAUGUGACAUCUUUGUUGAAAAACGUCGAAUUGGACCUUUUGUUGUUCGCCGGCUUCAUUUCAGGAAUCGCCCAUGGUUACGGGAUUUUCUGGACUUUUCCCUUUUUGGAAGAGAUUGGGGGUACCAAAUCUUUGAUGGGGCUAUCCAACACGCUCCAGUCGUUAGCUUCUAUCCCGUUGCUCAUCUUUUCUGACCGCAUCUUUCGAAAGCUGAGCCACCCAAAUGUAAUAACUAUCUGCUUUGGAGCAGGCAUGAUCCGAUUCAUAGGAUACUCGUUUUUGUCCGACCCGAACUUGUGUCUUCUGUUUGAGCCAAUGGAAGCCAUUUCCAGUACUCUUAUACGCACGGCGCUCAUAACGUAUGCAAAUGAGCUAGGGACGACGACUAACGUGGCUUCUAUUCAAGGACUGUUAUCAGGAAUCACUUUCGGACUAGGCUGGGGAGUAAGCAGCUAUGGCGGAAGCCUACUUAUUGACGCGUACGGACAGCGAGUGACUUUCCGCGUGUUGGGUGUCAUGUCGUUCAUCGCUGGGUUCAUCUACUUGCUCUUUAAUUUUUUGUACUUGCGUCCAAAGAAAAACCAGCAAAUAACCGAGAGCAAUGCCCGCUUAGGUUUGAACGGGAAGAUCGAGACUUCCCAGUAACCCCCCUCCUUUUUUUAAAAAAAUUCCAGAUGAAAAUCCACCCUUAUUUAAUUCGUAUGUCUCUUUGACUACUAAUCCAGCGUCUUGCUUCAAUUGCUGAAGUUGUCUAAAAAUGUGAUCAAAGUAUUUGUGAUUUUUACGUAAGAUUGGCUGAAACAAGAUGAAAUAGAACGCGCAAGUGAUUUUGAGUUUAA
Molecule: messenger RNA, 2991 nt
Organism: Daphnia pulex (common water flea)
Lineage: Eukaryota; Metazoa; Arthropoda; Branchiopoda; Diplostraca; Daphniidae
Exons: 14
Coding region: 785-2797 (670 amino acids)
Cellular component (GO): membrane
Source: RefSeq, a predicted model, not a curated record